AUGUUCAAAGGAGCAAGAUUAGUUAACUCAUGCGCACUCAGAUGCAGCACUCGUAGAUACGUAAUGACCCAAGACGGGGCAACUGCGAAAGCUGUGCAGUGGAAAGAGCGUGAACAGGCACUAGAGAAGGCUUACAUUGCCACAAGAGAUACUGAAAACCUCCUCAAGUUGAAAAACAGUCUUGAGAAGAGCAUCGAACACAUCGACAGUCACUUAAACGCACCGCCCGAGAAGGUACAGAAAUCAACUCUUACAAACUCACUAGAGAGUGAGCAAGACCGCACAGCUCAGAUUGAUUCACUUGAGAAAGAGCUCGAACUCAUUUCCAAGCGCUUGGCUUCGUUGGAAGCGGGCUCAAGACAUAUUUGA
Molecule: messenger RNA, 369 nt
Organism: Wallemia ichthyophaga EXF-994
Lineage: Eukaryota; Fungi; Basidiomycota; Wallemiomycetes; Wallemiales; Wallemiaceae
Exons: 1
Coding region: 1-369 (122 amino acids)
Source: RefSeq, a predicted model, not a curated record